Messenger RNA from Ceraceosorus guamensis, 8996 nucleotides. RefSeq lists its product as hypothetical. The record is from RefSeq and is a predicted model, not a curated record. The transcript has 8 exons. Lineage: Eukaryota; Fungi; Basidiomycota; Exobasidiomycetes; Ceraceosorales; Ceraceosoraceae. The coding region runs from base 1 to 8787 and encodes 2928 amino acids.
AUGGACUCAACUUCCGAAACAGAGGACGCGGAUGCUCGCCCAAAGCUACGUUCGAAGCCGCCAGCCAUUUCGCCACGGCGCACCUCCACUAGCGCCGAGAAGGAGUCACUUGCUGACGAUGAUGUCGCUCCAGUGGUCAAAGUCGACGAGCCGACCUUUCAAAGUGGCGUGCAAGCUGAAGGCUUGCCUACGGAACCCACAUGCGCGCGACCGAUGGCGCAAGAGGAUGGUGCAGAGCAACAAAGCGCCUCAGCAGAGAUGCACGGCAUCACAGCAAAGCGCCCUCUGCCGAAGGCACCCAUAUUGGUAGAUGUUGCCAGAGACAUGCAGGAUGAUCUGCAAGACGCGCAUUCGGUCAUUGCAAACGGAGAGAACAACACCACGGCAGGCAGCCUGCCAGUGUUGGAAGACGCGCCAGACGCGUCUUCCGAAGUCAACACCUUCACUAGCGCCGAAUCCUACAAGGAGGCUUCUAAGGGUGGCCAAGGCUGCUCGAGUGGAGAAGGGGACGUGCCGUUGACGGUGCUGGAGCAGUCUGAUGCUGAUACACUACUUGCAGCUCAGCUGGAUCUUCACGACGGCCCAGCCUGUCCCCGUACCGCAGGAAUUCAAGAUUCGACUCCGACACUAUCCAAAUCGAGCAGCGCAGAUCUUCCCGAAGACAACGACUUGCCAAACUUGUCACCACCCAGCGAUCCAUCAACAGAUCUACAUGUCGCAUCUGUCGCAGCUGACUCCACACUUCAUACAGAAGCAACGCCUGAUCCCUCCAUCCUGCCAGAAGAUAACAUUUCCGGGCUCGCUCUGUCCGAUAUCGCAGCCCAGACAAUUGCUGCGCCACGCACAUCCGACGUUUCAGACGCGACUACCAGCGCCGCAACGUGCAUUGACCACGGCAGCCAGUACCAUUACUGCGUAGGCGAUGAGAUAGUAAUCUCUGAUCGAGAGAACGAUAUUCACCGGCUUCACCGGCCUGCUGCUCCGCACGACCUUGACAGAACACCAAGCGUCAGGUCGAUAGAAACGGUCAGGCCCAGUAGUGCGCAGCUCAAAUUGGGGAGUGCCACUGUCUAUCCCUUUCAGCCAAGCAGUCCUGCGAUUACGCGGGGAUUCUCGACCACUGGCAGCGUGCGCUCUGUGGCUGGAUCCACAAGUCGCUGGGUGACGAGUAUGGUCAACAGAGCAAUGUUCUCCAAGCAGGCUCUGAGGGACAAAGCAGAAGCUGCGAAAAGCGUCCUUGCGGGCCCUCUGGCAAAGGUCGCCUCCAGCUCCACACCCAAUCUGACACAUUCGGACGACAGCGAGAAGGAGCUGAUCUCUCAACUCGUCUUGGAAGAGUCCGGUGCUCGCGUUCCAAAGUCUUCGGUGACAAAGGCACGUUCGUUAUACGCAAAGCGCGAUUCAAUUGACUCGGAUUCAGAAGUCGCGUACACGAGCUUGGAGGUGCCGUAUGGGGCUGCGGAAGUCAUGAGUGCAAGAGAUAGGGCGGCAGAAGACGCAAGGGUUGCUGGUGGAACAGAUGGAACACUAAUGGUGGUCAAUGACGACAUCGAACGUGCGCAAUGCAGCGCACUCGAUCCUCAGCAUCAAGACCGUCUGGUUGCAGAGUCUCUGGCACGCGAGAUCUCUUCAGGGGUUCUUGGGCCAGAAGAGCAAGCGGUGCUCGACAUGCUCGAGGAGAUGAGCAACGCGUCCGAGCACGCAGAAUCAUCACCUCAGCAACACGUACACAGCAGGCUAGACGCCCCUCGGCCAAGCUUACCCCGUUCCGGCAGCGUCAAAGAAAGAGUAAUGGCAAUGCAGAGGGGCGACUCGCGAGUGGUGAAUGCACAUUCCUCGGACAGCGGCUCCCACAUCAGCGCAGCAUCUGGUCGAUCUUUCUGCUCGGCCGCGGAGGGUUCUCUGAGCCCCGGAAUGGAAGCAGCCCACCAGACUAGUCCUCGACCAGCUCAUCAAAGGAGCCUUACCGCCGAAAGCUCUUCAGUGACGAGCAUGAAUAGCCAAAGCAGCAGUAUUAUGAGCCGAGAAGCCAGAAAUAGAGCUACUAUGGAUACAGCUGGACCACGCUUGCCAAUCGCUAGCGAUUCUGAACAAGCCGCAAGGCCUCGCUUCCCGCCACCUCGUCGAGCUGGGCAAAGGUCCGCGCAUCUCGGACCGUUUUCACCAAAUUCAAGCACCCUCGCUGGAAGUCACAUGAGCCAGAGCGGAAGUGGUCUGAACUUUUGGAGCAGGAUGGAACAGAGGUCUCCAUCCACUGCACCGACCUCUCCUGGCUUGCCCAUGUCCAGCGACGCUUCGCCGUUUCCCCCCGAGUUCUACAGCCACAAGUUGGGCACCGCCGGUGGGCAUGGGAGGCAUCAUCCCUAUCCACCCAUGCUGAGGCGACUCGAGACGGAUAUGACGGCAGCAACUUCUGUGAGCUCGGGCAUCCACAGCAUCCACAAAGGAAGUGCCAGUGUUCUCCUUCCAACCCCUACCACGGCUGGUUUGGUCAGGAGUCCAGGCACUCCACCUACCACGGCUGGAUAUGAUGCUGCCACUUACAUGGUGUCGAAGCAGCAGUGCGCGAGUCCCCUUGAGCAAGUCGCUCCAUCUAGUCCAUCUAAGCUCGCCUACUCCGAGUCCUCGAAUUGGUCUAGCGCCAAAACGCAUGAUGUGGCACGCGACAUCAAGACCUUUCCAGUCGCGACGUCCGAGGCGGUGAGAAAACAAAUCGGUGACCUUGACACGCCAUCUGAGACCCCAAGCGACGCUGCACGAGCAGAUAGACAGCUGGAAGGCUUAGGUAUAGCGGCGCUGGAUGCACAUGUGAGAAGCCACACUGAUCGAGACGCUUCGCUUGGACCCGGAGCCACGUCGCAUCUCGUGUCACCUGUAAGGACACAGAAGCGCGACCUCCCUGCUCAUGAUUCGACAAGAUCUCUUCGUUCUUUGCAUCCUGCCCUGAGUGACUCGACUUUCGCCGUGGGUCACUCGAUCAGCAAUAGUCAAAGCGAAAAGGCGAUAGCUGGACCUGCUUUGCGCUCGCAACUUCGCGCUCCCGGGACACCUACAAAGGCGCGAGACCUGAUAGCUUUCUUUGAGCAAGAAAUGCAAUCGGUCCCUAGCCCAAGCAAUGCGCCAAGUGCACAGGCAGUGGCACAGCCAAAGCCUACCAAGUCUCGGGCUGCUGAAGUACCUUUUGGAAAGCACACACCAUCGCAGGAGAUUGCAGAGCGAUAUCGCAAGGCUCUUCGCGACAAACCUGAAUCUUUAGUCAGCUCACCUGCUUCUAUCACACCCAGCUCGAAAUUGUCGUUUCGGGUCGAUAAUGAGCUGUCAACCGCUCCAGAGCAGAGCGACGCUGCGGCAGAGACUUCGAAGUUGGCGCUCCGGAGAAGAGCGCAGGUCUCAGCCUCCAGAGCUCGCAUCGCUGCUGUUGGCGCGGAGAUGAUCUCACAAGUUGUAGCAGACGAGGAGAAUAGGGAGCCCGGACCUCUGGACACGCUUGACGGGCCGACGCGCACGCCCUCUCGCAGUCCUCGACGUGUACUCAGCGGCUCUCGAAAGCCUUCUCCUUCGCUGUUCGGCUUCUCAACCUCUCCGCUGCACAUACGCAGGACCUCUGCUGAGAGGCAGCGCACCAAUGCUAGCCCUACAGCUGACCCGAAGGGCCCGCCUUCUGUUUCAGCUGGGACAAAAUCUGCGGGGUCCAGUCCUACUCGACGAGGGGGAAGCGGAAGCACCGGCAGCGUCAGCCUUGCUGGAGGUGUGCGCAAUCUCGCACGCGCUUUCUCGAGGGGUGCAACUCCAUCAGAUCCUUUGCGUGAAGCUUCUCGCGCUUCAGACGCUGCUGAAGCUCAAGCCCCACCCAGCGCAUGGCGCAGUGGUGAAAGCGGCGGGCAAGUCGCUGAAGCGCGACGCAUGUCAGACGACCGCAGUGCACUCAGCGCUCGUACACACGGCACCCAAGCAUCUUUUCGCCAGAAUGUAGAGAGUGGUCGCCUGCCUUUGGACAAUCGAGGUGCAUUGGAGUUGAUCGGAGAACACCGUCAACGAGCUGCUCCGCUGCGUCAAGGAACAGUGUUCUACUUUAACGUGCACCACAGGCAACCCCAUUGGCAGCGCGCUCAGGCGAUCCUUUUGCCUACAGCCGUGGCCCUGAGCUGGAUACCGCGCGGCGGAGGGCGCGAAAAUGUGGUCUUGGACCUACGAGCUUGCUUAGAGGUGUUCUCCUUGCCGAGUGCCGUGCAUCCAAACAGCCAGCACGAUGUUGCAGCACAGACCGCUCUUGCCCAGGGUCUGGGAGACAUUCACGCUUUUCAACUUGUUUUUGAUGAUGGUGUAGAGCGCAUCGCGGUCGACAGGGCUAUCGAUCGCGUGCAAUGGAUCACAGCAGCGUGGGAGGCGCUUGGGAUGGCGCAGGGCAGGGACACAUCUGCCCAGCAAGGCCAGACGCAGGUGCUCGAGAGUCAGAGUCCGUCAGCCUGUGGAGAUAAUCAGGUAUCCGUCAAUCAGGCUGUGCAAUUGCUCGUGGGGCAAUCGCAGUCCCAGGUACUUGCAUCUGCGCAGUCUGACCCCAUCUCUCCGAGCACUGGCGGUGGCAGUGGCAAGGAGACGAUUCAGCGCAUUGCAGGCAUUUGGGCAUCCGAACCAUCAUCCGGUAAUGAGCAGCCUCCUCGUCCACCACCUGUCCCACCAAAGGACAGGCCGUCUCCAGAACGGCCACUCACUGAAGCACCGCGAGCGCACGCGAGUCCACAGACCUGGCGCAAACCGGUCCAGGACAAUUCUCACGACACGGCGCUUGUGGUGUCUACGCCAUUCGAACAGGAUCGCGCUUCUCCACCCCCGAGCGAGUUCGACUGGGAUUCGUCAUCCCGUGAAUUAGUUCCCAGCGAUUCUGCGAGCCAGCGUCCACCUAGAAGCGAUUGUGAAGCGAGCUGCAUAAGUCGACCAGGCUCCGACCUUCAGAACCUAGCAGCGCAUCUGAGUGCGGAGGCUCGGCCCAAACGUGCGCCUGGCGGUGCGGCACUGGAAUUGACAUCGCAAAGCGCUGCAAAGGCAGCGCCAGCAAAUUUGCCGCGCGAAGAGUCACGGCUCCUUGAGACAGUGCUCGAAGAGACUCAAUCGCAGGCGCAAAGCACACAAGUAAAGCCGCCCUCUUUGCAGCACUCUGAUCUGGCCUCUGCACUGAAGCGCACUCCGCGAAAGCAGGGCCGGACCUCUUUACCGAAGGCAGAAGAGUCGGCAGAGUGCGAGGACAUUUUGUCCAUUACCAAGCCUGUAAUAGCUGCCCGUAGCUCGCUGAGCAGCAAGAAUGGCAGCGCAAGCGUGAGCUCCGGCGACGUAGCUCGUCUGCUCACUUAUCUCGAGGAACAACAGGCUGCACGCGAAGCGCGCGAGGCACAUCUCGAAGAGCAGAUUCGCUCUUUCCAGGAUGUGAUCGCUGGCUUGCAGCGCAAAAUUUCCUCAGCCAGCAAGAGGUCCACCACAGCACACGAACUUUCGGAGCGCAGCUCGUCGAGGCGCAGAAGCAGCGCGGGCACGACUGCAUCUAGCAAGGAUGAAGGUGCUUCGACACCUCGACGCAACGAUCACGCCGAGCUUGCAGCAGUGCAAGAGAAGCUCGACAGGGUACUGAGCCUCGUCGGUAACGUUUUCGAGGGACAGACGCGCCUUCAAGAGAAGGCGCAAGCUCAGGCGACGGAUACUGCAGUCCCAAAAGGUGACGACCUUGUUUCAACUCGCUCUGAUCACGAGCUGUUGAAAGUCCAAGAGACACUAGAAAAGCUGUUGGACCGCAUGCAGUCCCAAGUGGAUACCACAAGCUCUCUAAACGGAAGAGGUACACUCCGAGAGCUUGUGAGAGAGGCAGGUCUACCGCGAGCCUUGCGACCAGAGAAUCGCAAUCUCGACGGCGAUCCCAUCGAUGGACGCGAUCAAGCCAUUCUAGCCGACCGACCUAAGCGAAGCCGCACUAGCGCACCUGCUACACUCGAGAUGAGUAGGGAAGACCAGGAAAAGAUUCCGCUUCCUCCAUCUUCGUCAGCUUCAACUCUCUCUCGCGAGAGAGUGCCUGCACGAGACUGGCGCUCGGAAUUAGGCGUGCCCCCAACUCCAGCGAACACGGACGCUGCCUCCUCUUACGCUCCUUCGAUUCGUAGCCAGGCUACGACUCUGAGAGGUCGCGCUCCAGACGACGUCUUCCUGUAUGGGGCUGCACCAUCUACAUCGGCGUCCGAAGCUCGACCUCCCAAGGCGAUUUUUGCUCCUCAUACAAGUCAAGUUGGCCUCAAUAUGGAAGCAGAAGUGCGUCGUCAACGGGGUACACAACAGGGCAACAGCAAUGCUGGGUGGUAUGGCGCACCGGAUCUACCCGAGAAAGACAACACGGUCCGAUGGGCUCGCAGCAAUCUCGUCCAACGCGACCAACGGUCACCAUCUCAGCCCUCUGGUAUGGUCGCGACGGGGAUGUCCAUGCCUGACCCAAGCUCAUACGGCAACGAGAGGUGCGACUUGUCCCCCGGCUCCUUCAAAGAGCAGUCCAAGCCGAGUCCCGAGCUAGAGGCAGUCCUCCAGGCGAUUCGAGACAACGAAGGGGCGCGCGCUGCGCAGCAAGCCCAGCAACAAGACAUUGCUCGCUAUCUCAAUGAGCUCAACACCUGGUUGGAGAAGGACGUCGUCGACAGGUCGAAAGAAUGGCGCGAACUGACCAGCGGCGUAUCUCAGCUCCAUCAAGAGCUUGCGCAGCUCAAGACUGGAUCAGGACCGACGACUGUGGCCGAAGCACCGCGAAGUGGCCCUGGUGUUGCGGACGCGGGCAAUCAGCAUUUGCAGCGCUCAGCGACGACGAGCAGUCGAGGUGUCUCGGGAGCACCGCCUACGAGCUCUGGAAGCGCAGACCUCGCAUCUUAUCAGCUUUCCGAUGGUCGUGCAGCCCCACCGCCACGCGAACCGCCGCCCUUUGGCAAUGGUGGACAGUGGACCGCACACACCGCAGCGGGAGGCGGGGGAGGGUUUCCGCCCAAUGCCGCCGCAGCGGGGGCACCUCCUGCCCUCUUCACCCCGGCUCCCUUAUCACGCUCUGGAACGCGCACUUGGCACUCAGAGGCUUCGCCGGGAGCGCUGCGUAAUCAAGACGUCUGGGCACACUCGGGCUCACGUGCGAACUCGAAGAAGCUUUCGAAGGAAGAAAAGGCCGCGAGGAAGCGCUCCGACCGACGAAAUUUCCUGUCCAAAUUGGGUCCGCUGGCAGCAGCGGCGGGAGGGGCAGCUUUAGUCCACGCAGCCGUGUCUGAGUGGGAUGCGCACAAGGAAAGACAGCGUCAAGCCAAUCGUCCGGCAGAGGCUGGUGCCAAGGCAGAUCCCAAGACUGGCAAGUUGCCAGAGAAAAUCGAUGUUCCGAAGUCGCUAAUGCAGAGGCUCAAGGAGGCAACAUCCCUGGGAGACGAGAGCAAGUUGAGAGAGGUCAUCAAAGAAGCAGCGGAGCUCGGUGCUGGCAGCGCGGCAGUAGCCACGGUCACAGAGCAGGUUGAUGAGGCAAAAAAGAAAGCCGCCGCCGACAAGGAUGACGAUGGCGAUGAAUCUGACGUGACUGUCGGUGCCUCUACGAAGGCUAAUGCCAAAGAAGUGGAGAGCCGCAGCGCGAAGUCUUCAACAUCAGCUACGUCGACCGAAACGGUGACUACCGACUCAACGGCGACCAAGCAAGAUACAUCAGUAGCUGCAGCGCAGACUGCAGCUCUCUCUCUGGCUGUUGAAGAGAUUCUCAAGCACUUGCUCGAGCGAAAGGACGAGGAAGCGAAACGGCGCGAGGAGGAGGAAGCUCGUCGUACAGCCUCUGAAGUCAGCCGAAAGAGUGAGAGAGAUGCCGAGGAGGAGAGGAACUCUUCUGUGCGAGCCAAAGAGCAAGACGAUCUGGCAGAUCUCAUCCUCGAAAAGAUCCGAGCCGAGCAAGAGUUGAAAGAGCAACAGAACGCUGCAAAAGAGAAGGAACUCAGUCCUAAGGAAGCUAUCGAGUCUUUGGUUGCGCAGCAGAAUGCCCAACGACAAGCGGAUGCGCAGGCUAAAGCUGAGAGCGAAGCGGCCCUCAAAGGGUACACUGAGAGCGUCCAGAGAGCCACAGCUGAGCACAACGCCAAGGUCAUCCAGACUGUGCAGCUUGCAAGCCGAGAGAUGUUGAGAAACAACAUCGAUGCGCACGUUAAUGAACUCAAAGGCGUUCUUGGGCAAGAGAUCUCGCGCAUGUUCGAAGACGUGGGCAAGAUUCGCGAGAUGAAGCGAGAGUUGGAGAGGGAUAUCGCCGAGCUCUUCUCCAUGAAAGCAAAGUACUCUGCCGAGCUGCCAGCUCCCAGCACUGUUGGAAGUGACAGCGGAAGCAAAGGGAAAAGUAGCACAGACGGCGCCUCAUCAGUCUCGUCUUCCAGCGCUUCCUCCAACAAUUCCAAGAGCUCGAUUCAGUCCGGUACGAAGGCGCCAGGAAAAGCUACUCCGCCCACCACGACCGCCAGAAACAUCGGCAAUGGUGGUCCGAGGCCGGCGGCUGUACCCCCUGCGUCGAUUCCUUUAGGCAUGGCCAACGUGCCGCUGGUUGCACCACAAGCUUCCCGCUUCACAUCGGGCGUGCGUGGCAUGCUCAGUCCAUACAGCCGGGCAGGAGCACCUGCAGCGAUGCCAAUGCCCAUGCCCAUGCCGGGCCCUACCGCUGGCAGGCCAGGUCUUCCUCCAACCCCGAACCAAAAUCCCGCUGCCCCGCCGAAGGAUUUCGUCAAUCCAUUUUCGUUGACAUUCGGCUCCCGACGCUGAAUUUGAGGCGCUCGAUGAGAUUGAGUUCCAUGCUGGUCUGACAGAAGCGAGACCUAGACUCAGACCCAGCGACAAAGAUGACUGCCUGAUGAGCGACGUUUCCCGACAGACGCUUGAACCAUACUUGUGACUGUGCGCCUUUUCCAACACUUAACACUUACACCACACCUUUGCACAUACGAUACCCUGUCAAAAUUCGAAAUCCUGAC